CCUUAACCCCCCCACACCCCCCUUCUCUCUCUCUUCAGUCUUCAAAGAUUGAGUGAGAGAGUCAAAAGCCUUAUAUAAUCCCCACCUUAACUUCUCCAAAGGCCGGCCUUGAUGCUCUAGGUAGCACCACCCAAGAGGCCUUAUUAUAAAACACAACAACAAUACCUUUUGUUGUCUAAAACCAACAGAGCGAAAGGAAAAAAAAAAAAAAAAGGAAACCCAAAACUUCAAGAAGAAAAAGGAAGAAGAUUUGUGAUUUUGGUAAAAAAGUGGAUAUUUGAUACGCCCAAGAAAAUGGGAAGGUCACCAUGCUGCGAGAAAGCUCAUACGAACAAAGGGGCGUGGACUAAAGAAGAAGAUGAUCGGCUCAUUGCGUACAUCCGGGCUCACGGCGAAGGCUGCUGGAGAUCACUCCCCAAGGCCGCCGGGCUGCUGAGGUGCGGCAAGAGUUGCCGGCUCCGGUGGAUCAAUUACUUGAGACCCGACCUUAAACGUGGCAACUUCACCGAGGAAGAAGACGAGCUCAUCAUUAAACUCCACAGCCUCCUCGGCAACAAGUGGUCGCUGAUAGCGGGAAGAUUGCCAGGAAGAACAGACAAUGAGAUAAAGAACUACUGGAAUACCCACAUCCGAAGGAAGCUGUUGAGCCGCGGAAUCGAUCCCACAACUCAUCGCCCCAUCCUCAACCAUACUCAUAAUAAUAAUAAUAAUGCCCCAUCCUCCACAGAUGUUAAACCUUGUAAUAAUAAUAAUAGUAUUCCUUCUUCAGCUGCCCAACAACUACAAGAAGAUCAUCAUCCUCAUCAUCAUCAAGCCGUCAAAACCAUUUGUUUCAGCAACAACAACACCAACAACAACGAAGAAAGAAAACCAGAAGUAGUGAUGAAAAGAGAAGAAAUCAUCAUCCCCUUUGACUAUCACCAGCCACGAGAAAUGUUAGUAAGACCCUCGUCGUCCUCGUCGUCGUCAUCGUGUAGUGAUACAACUGCAACUCCUGAUGAAUUGAAUCUAGAGCUCAAGAUCAGCCCGCCUUGCAAUUUCCAAGAAAAGGUCAACAUUGUUCGACACCAACAAGAUUUUAUGAUGCUUCAAGGAAUGCCAUCAUCAAGAAGUAGUACUAGUACUACUAUGUGUUUUUCAUGCAGCUUGGGGAUCCAAAACGGCAAAGAUUGUGCUUGUCAUCAUCAUCCUCAUCCUAUUCAUUAUCCCGGCACCAACAAGAUUAAUCAUGGGUAUGAUUUCUUGGGGUUAAAGUCCAACAACACUGUUUUAAAUUUGGAUUUCAGAAGCUUGGAGAUGAAGUAAAAAAAGAAAAAAAAAAAUUAUUGAUUGAUUGCAAAUAUAGGAGAGAAAAUUUAUGAGAGAAACUACGAAGAGUGGUGGUGGUGGACUUUUUUUAAUUCAUCCAGUCUUUUCUGAUUUCUCUCUCUCUUUUUUCUUUUUCUUUUCUUGCUUUUGAUUUUGUAAAAUUUUUAAUUAAUUAGCGAAAAUUAAGAAACCCUGCAGAUCAUCAGUCCUUAACUAAUAUAUAGCAUUUAAUUAAUGGGAAAGGUAUUGUUAGAUUUGUGUAUUCUUUUGUGAUAAUUGACAACAGUUUUGACAUUUUGGCUAGUUAAUUUCAUCUUAUUUAUGGCUCAGUUUUGAUGAUUUGCUUAAUCAUGAACUUUUUGGUAAGUAACACAUACAAACGGGAACAUGAGAUUUGUUGAGAUUAAAACUUUGACCGACGAAGG
Molecule: messenger RNA, 1733 nt
Organism: Oldenlandia corymbosa var. corymbosa
Lineage: Eukaryota; Viridiplantae; Streptophyta; Magnoliopsida; Gentianales; Rubiaceae
Source: the annotation of a GenBank genome assembly